Penicillium cinerascens is the source of this 684-nucleotide messenger RNA. Its product is annotated as YoaK family protein. The record is from RefSeq and is a predicted model, not a curated record. Bases 1 to 684 code for a protein of 227 amino acids. The transcript has 3 exons. NCBI's taxonomy places the organism in Eukaryota, Fungi, Ascomycota, Eurotiomycetes, Eurotiales, Aspergillaceae.
AUGCUUACCAGAGGUGGCUUCCUCAAUUCGACCACAGUGAAGCGAAUCCUUGUUCGACUAAAUUGCGAAGUCGCGGAUGACUUAGUCCUGGAGCUUGAGCUCAUGGGCCUUGCUGUGGCAACAGGCAUCAUGGACGCGACGACUUUUCCCGAUUACCACGUUUUCGUCUCAAACCAGACUGGCAACACGGCUCUGCUUGCUGUCGGAGCGUUACAUAUUGAUGGUAGUAUUGUGAAGCUGCAAAAUGUCUGCAUUAGCCUUGGGCUUUUCAUUGCUGGUGGCCUGAUAUUAGGCCAGCUCGGAAAUGCAUUUGGCCCUCGGCGACGGCUCUGGCUUCUAGUCACCAAUAUGCUUCAAACAACACUGGUUGUUGUGGCGACAAGUUUGAGAUGGAAGUAUACGACAGGUGAAGGUACUUCCGGCUCAUUUGCGGUCCUGGCGUUGCUCGCCUUCGCAAGCGGGGGCCAGAUUGCUGUCGCGAGGACGAUCAACGUUCCGGAAAUUACCACAGGGAUGGUGACCUCAGCAUACAUUGAUCUCAUCGUUGAUCCGCAAGUGCGGAAAAUAAAUGCGAAGUAUUAUCCAGUGCGACACCAGAUGAUCCCAUCCGACCGACUGCUGCCAGGAACUCUGCUGGUUCGUUUUGAUCUUCGUGACGGCAAGAAUGUCCGUGGAACCGUGUGA